CUUUGAGCCACGCGGUAUCGCCAACGUGGAUGUUGCACUAUCCGUCUAUCGUCUGUCGCGUCUGUCGACUGUCGCCUGUUUGUUGUCGACGCCGGUCUCGUAAGAUCAACAAGCCGGUGGGUGCCCUUGCCUCAGCCCUCAGCCCUCGCCCUCCCUCAGCCUCAGCCCUCGUGCCUAAUAAUCCACUCAGCUCCAGCCGUCAUCCAUGCCGUUACUCGACGCGAUCAAAUCGCGUCUCCCCAGUUCCUCCUCCUCCACAAAGUCAGACACUAGCGGCGAGUACUACUCGCGCGCACUUCGCACGCACAUCGAAUCCCUCACCUCCCCUUCUCCGGACACGCCCAUGUCGCGCCCAGGCGGCGCCCUCUCCCCGCCGCUCCGUACGGCCUCGCCGCGCCCCAAGUUCAACGCCGACCAGCUCCGGCCCUAUGUCCGUACUCUGCUUGCCAAGACGCUCGCGAACGCCGUGUGGGACGGGAAUGACAAGGCCCGCAUGAGCCAGUACUCGAAGGAUAUCUGUGAGAAAGUCAAGGCUCGCAUGCUCGAGAUCGAGCCAAAGGGCUUCAAGUACAUCGUCACGACCACAUUUACCGAGAACCUCGGACAGGCCGGACGCGCCGACAUGGCAUGCCACUGGGAGGACACUGAUGCAGCGUGCCAGGAGAUCUUCUCCAACGACGGCAUCAUCUUCGUGUGCAUCGCAUACGCCGUACGCGUCAUCUAGACGUUCUACAAGUCCCCAGCUCUCCCGAUCCUCACCUUGCAUUGUUUUCACUUUCAACCCAUUUAGCAU
This is a messenger RNA of Cutaneotrichosporon oleaginosum, 793 nucleotides long. RefSeq lists its product as uncharacterized. Gene Ontology annotation, biological process: microtubule-based movement. Gene Ontology annotation, cellular component: cytoplasm; cytoplasmic dynein complex. The record is from RefSeq and is a predicted model, not a curated record. Lineage: Eukaryota; Fungi; Basidiomycota; Tremellomycetes; Trichosporonales; Trichosporonaceae. Gene Ontology annotation, molecular function: dynein intermediate chain binding.